GCAAUCAAUUUUCCCGCGGCGUGUUCGCCAUGCUUGGAGCCGUCUCGCCGGAUUCCUUCGAUACGCUGCACUCGUACAGCAACACCUUCCAGAUGCCGUUCGUGACGCCCUGGUUCCCGGAGAAGGUUCUCACACCGUCGUCCGGCUUCCUCGACUUCGCUAUCAGCAUGCGGCCCGACUACUAUCAGGCCAUCAUCGAUACGGUGCGGUACUACGGUUGGGAUCGGAUCAUCUACAUGUACGACUCGCACGACGGCCUACUGCGGCUGCAACAGAUCUACCAGGGACUGCGGCCAGGCAACGAAACCUUUCACGUCGAGACGGUCAAGCGGAUAGCGAACGUAAGCGAUGCGAUAGAGUUCCUGGGCACCAUCGAGGAGCUGAACCGGUGGUCCCGGAAGCACAUCGUCCUCGACUGUAGUACCGAGCUGGCCAAGGACAUCGUGGUCAGUCACGUCCGGGACAUCACGCUCGGCAAGCGGACCUACCACUAUCUGUUGAGUGGGUUGGUGAUGGAUGAUCGCUGGGAGAGCGAAGUUAUCGAGUACGGGGCAAUCAACGGCUUCCGAAUCGUCGAUACGAGCAAAAAGUACGUCAAGGAGUUUCUUGAUGGAUGGAAGCGAUUAGAUCCGACCACAUCGCAGGGCGCUGGGAAGGAACUGAUCUCGGCCCAGGCUGCCCUCAUGUACGAUGCCGUGUUCGUGCUGGUGGAGGCGUUCUCCAAGAUUAUGCGCAAAAAACCGGACCAGUUCCGGGCGUACACGAUGCGCAAUCGAGGCCAACCGUUCAACCUGCCCACCAACGGGACCCGGACGUUGGACUGCAACACAUCCAAGGGUUGGGUCACUCCGUGGGAACACGGUGAUAAAAUUUCACGCUACCUGCGUAAGGUGGAAAUAUCGGGCCUUACCGGUGAUAUCAGAUUCAACGAAGACGGCAAACGCCAGAACUACACACUGCACGUGGUCGAGAUGACGGUAAACAGUGCGAUGGUGAAGGUGGCCGAAUGGUCGGACGAAGGUGGACUGGCGCCGGUCGUCGCCAAGUACACCCGGCUCAAGACAGACAUGCAUUACGAGCGGAACAAGACCUACAUCGUGACGACCAUCAUCGAGGAACCGUACAUCAUGCUGCGACAGCCCGAACCGGGCGAGACGCUCGAGACGAACGAGCGUUUCGAGGGAUACUGCAAGGAUCUGGCCGAGCUGGUGGCGAAAAAACUCGGCAUCAACUACGAACUGCGGAUAGUGAAGGAUGGUCAGUAUGGUUCAGAAAAUCCCGACGUCAAGGGUGGCUGGGACGGGAUGGUGGGUGAGCUUGUACGGAAGGAAGCCGACUUUGCCAUCGCUCCCAUGACCAUCACGUCCGAGCGGCAACGCGUCAUCGAUUUUACCAAACCGUUCAUGUCACUCGGCAUCUCCAUCAUGAUCAAACGGCCGGUCAAGCAGAAGCCGAGCGUAUUUAGCUUCCUCAAUCCACUGUCCAAAGAGAUCUGGGUCUGCGUUCGGUUCAGUUACGUCGGUGUCAGCAUCGUCCUGUACAUAGUGUCACGCUUUUCGCCCUUCGAAUGGCGACUAGUUAAUUAUAACGGUAAUUAA
Messenger RNA from Anopheles maculipalpis, 1598 nucleotides. Its product is annotated as glutamate receptor 1-like. The record is from RefSeq and is a predicted model, not a curated record. Lineage: Eukaryota; Metazoa; Arthropoda; Insecta; Diptera; Culicidae. Gene Ontology annotation, molecular function: glutamate-gated receptor activity; transmitter-gated monoatomic ion channel activity involved in regulation of postsynaptic membrane potential. Gene Ontology annotation, cellular component: postsynaptic membrane; plasma membrane. Gene Ontology annotation, biological process: synaptic transmission, glutamatergic; modulation of chemical synaptic transmission.